AGGCUCGAGCCCAAGGUCCUCCUCCCUCUGCUGCCAGGGGCCAGGGGCCAUGCCGCAGCGGAUGGCUGCGAGGGGAACCGUCCUCAUCGCCACGGCCUCGCCGCCCCAUCGCCCCGCAGCCCAGGGGGGGCUCACAAGGAGGAGCUCUUCGCAGGGGCUCCUCGCCGCGGCCGCCCUCCUCGCCGUGGACCCGUGGGGCUUCGCCACGGCCGGCGCGCCGGCGGGCGCCGCCGCCGCGCGGGGGGCCCCGCCGCCGCGCGGCGCUGGCUGCGCAGCGCCCGGCGCGCGCGGCCCUGAACCGGCGGAGGGCACUGCAGGCGCCCCAGCCUGGGCGCGGGCGCUGCUCGCAGCGGCGGCGGUCGCCAGCAUGGUCCUCGGCGUGCUGCCCAGGCCCGCCGUCGCUGAGGCCGGGGACAUCGACGUCUACUUCGGGCAGGGGUGCUUCUGGCACGUCCAGAACGAGCUGGUGAACCAGGAGGCGAAGAUCUUGGGCCGCUCGGGGACGCAGAUCACGGCCCUCACUGGCUACGCUGGCGGCACCAGCAUCGGGCCUGCCGGGGAGGUCUGCUACCACAACCGCUUCUCGGCUCCAGACUACGGCCAGAUGGGCCACACUGAGGUCGUGGGCAUGAGCGUCCCAGAGAGCAAGGUUGGCGAGAUCGGGAAGGUGCUCCUGGACUACGCGGCUUCGUCGCGCGCCGGCCGCCACGACCCGCAGGACCGGGGCCCGGAGUACAGGUCCGCCAUCGGGCUCCCGGGAGGCAAGCAGUUUCGUGACAAGAAGAACCAGCAGGAGGCGGACUCCAAGGUGAAUUGGUCGGCGUGCUCUCGGUGGGCUUGGGCGUCCAAGCUGCAGGCGUACCAGAACACGUGUUUGUGCGGGGCUCCGUUUGGCAACGUCCCUGCUCCUGUGGAGGAGGACGGAGGCGGCAGCUCCAGGAAAGGCAAGGGCAAGGGCAAUGGUGGCCAGUCCACGGCGGCGCUGGAGGCGCAGCUGGAGGCAGUCAUCAAGGAACGCUCGGGCACGGACCAGGCCAAGGCGGCCCAGGCGCUGCUCGAGGCCACGCGGGCGGCGGGCAAGAAACCCGAGGGCUCGCAGCCAGUCGCCCAGCAGGUGACGGCGGCGCCUUCGAAGGUGCAGCGGGCGCAAACGGUGUUUGACAUAGCUCAGACCCAGCAGCUGAAAUUGACCAUGGAGCUUGAGAAGUGUAAGGCCAACUCGAGGGAGGUUCUGCGGCGAUGGCGGCCGGGGCAGCUGGUCUUUGCAGCGCUGGGUGCCGCGUGCAUGGCGCUCGCUUCCCUGCAGCUGUUCAUUCUGCCCCGCAGGCGGCGCCAGUUCGACCACCUCCGCGGCAGCGGCUCGCGGACUGGGCUGGCGGCCAGCCCGAUCUCGGCCUGCAGGGAGGCCUCCUUCGAGAUCGGGGUCGCCGCCGGCGUCGCCUUCGCCACGUACGCGUCGUUCGCGAUUAAGACCUACCAGCGCCUGAAGGGGGAGGUGCUGCGAGUGGGGGGCCUCGCGGGCGGCCUGCUUGGACAGAAAAUCGACAGCUCGAUUGCCGUGCCACGCCCAGGCUGGACAGCCUAG
Molecule: messenger RNA, 1585 nt
Organism: Prorocentrum cordatum
Lineage: Eukaryota; Dinophyceae; Prorocentrales; Prorocentraceae
Source: the annotation of a GenBank genome assembly